AUGCUUCGGCUCGAAUCUGGGAAGUGCUUGGAUUCCGACGUGGCGUUUCCUGCCACCAGAAACAACCGUCGGGUUAAUCAGCCCGUGCCCUAUGGCGGUUGUAAUGAUCGGCUUUACUCUCAUUUGGCUAUCCGAUCAGCCAGCACCCUGACCCCGAAAGCCCGUUCUUGGCUCGCUGCGAAUUUUCACGCCGAGUGUAUCCCCUUAUAUCCUCUGGUCAGACUGGCUGGCUGCAUCUCGACCACUCGCCAUCAGUCUUCCAGCGCAUUGGUAUGUUCUCUCCAGACCAUCCUACCCUAUCAUCAUCGACUGAUUGAAGCGGCAUUAGGUCCAGCACAUCCCAACUGA
Puccinia triticina is the source of this 348-nucleotide messenger RNA. RefSeq lists its product as uncharacterized. The coding region runs from base 1 to 348 and encodes 115 amino acids. The transcript has 3 exons. The record is from RefSeq and is a predicted model, not a curated record. NCBI's taxonomy places the organism in Eukaryota, Fungi, Basidiomycota, Pucciniomycetes, Pucciniales, Pucciniaceae.